AUGCCCUCCGGGCUGCCCCUGCGACUAACUAAGCCCAUCCAGCCUAUAAAAGCUGCCGCAAGAGGCCAAGGCCACAAGCCGCUCAGCUCAGGCCGGCCUACGCGUCUGCUCCUCUACCCUCCUGUGCUGGCUCCGGGCCCCAUGGCGCUGUGGUUGACCAUGGUCAUCGCUCUCACCUGCCUUGGCGGCCUCGCCUCCCCAGGCCCCGUGCCUCCCUCCACGAACCUCAGGGAGCUCAUCGAGGAGCUGGUCAACAUCACUCAGAACCAGAAGACGCCCCUCUGCAACGGCAGCAUGGUGUGGAGCCUCAACCUGACCUCGGGAGUGUACUGUGGGGCCCUGGAGUCCCUGACGAACGUGUCUGGCUGUGGCGCCAUCCAGAAGACCCAGCGGAUGCUGAGAGGCCUCUGCACGCACAAGCCCUCGGCUGGGCAGGUCCCCGGCUCGUACACCCGAGACACCAAGAUUGAAGUGGCCCAGUUCGUGAAGGACCUGCUCAGACAUUUAAGGAAACUUUUUCACCGUGGCAAGUUCAACUGA
Messenger RNA from Lemur catta (Ring-tailed lemur), 540 nucleotides. RefSeq names its product interleukin 13 (gene IL13). The transcript is spliced from 5 exons. The coding region runs from base 1 to 540 and encodes 179 amino acids. The record is from RefSeq and is a predicted model, not a curated record. Gene Ontology annotation, molecular function: cytokine receptor binding. NCBI's taxonomy places the organism in Eukaryota, Metazoa, Chordata, Mammalia, Primates, Lemuridae. Gene Ontology annotation, cellular component: extracellular region. Gene Ontology annotation, biological process: immune response.